Selaginella moellendorffii is the source of this 945-nucleotide messenger RNA. RefSeq lists its product as uncharacterized. Lineage: Eukaryota; Viridiplantae; Streptophyta; Lycopodiopsida; Selaginellales; Selaginellaceae. Bases 140 to 817 code for a protein of 225 amino acids. The transcript is spliced from 4 exons. The record is from RefSeq and is a predicted model, not a curated record.
CUUGAUUUCUUCAAUUCCAGCUCUAACUUAAACGUAAUACUUCUCUUCACGGAUACUUCAGAGAUUUGAAUCCACUCUUUGCACAACUCAACGACAAAGGUGUUGUGGUUUUUUCUACAACGAUGCCACUUUCCAGCAGAUGCAAGAUAACCUCAACAUGACUUACGAGGCUGUGAAAGACGAGAAAAAUCCCCUGCUCAACAUUCGGAGCUACUUUCAUUACAUCGCUUGGCUUCGCUUUGUUGCCGUGAACAAAAAGCCUACGUGGGUGCCUGUUUACGUUGAUGCCGCCGAGCUUGGAAACGUGACGAGCUCAAUAUUCCCAGCGUUCGAUGCAAAUCAGCGUUUGAUCGGAGUUGCAUGCAUUGACAUUAUUGCCGAGAAGCUUAUCAGCAGGCACGGCAGCGCUGUUGUUCAAGAAGCAGUGUCUAAACGGAGCUUCCAUUCUUCAGAGAAUGUGAAGCCUCUCCCUCUCACUCAACCAGUCUCGAAUGCAACCAUUAUCAACUGUGGUUUUACUGGGAAGCUGACUCCCAUUUGCCCGCAAAGAGAUUUUUCGACACCGAUCACAGAGUUCAUGUGCUGUGGCGAUUGUGCUGUUUCCAGCACCAAUUCUUCGAAGACUUCAUUGGCGGUUGGUGCCAUUGCUGGUAUUUGCGUGGGAGUUCUUGUUCUGGCUGCCGCUGCUGUAGUUCUCUACUGUAAGUGCUGCAAAUCCCCCUCGCCUACCACGAGUGAAACUCUCAUCGGGGCUGAACAAGAAGUGUGGGUGACUGGCCCAUCGCCGCAGAGGUCGCCUAAUAACACAACUGAUUGAAAGAGAGCCUUGCUUCGUUUACUUCAUUUACAACUGAAACUUGGCCCAGCCUGCGAUUAAACUCAUCAGCAACAAUGGACAAGUGAAUGAACAGUCUAGCCCGGUGUCCAAAAAAAUGUAGAAAUGUA